Drosophila busckii is the source of this 2385-nucleotide messenger RNA. It is a transcript of the gene Zasp67, whose product is annotated as SUN domain-containing protein 2. Lineage: Eukaryota; Metazoa; Arthropoda; Insecta; Diptera; Drosophilidae. Gene Ontology annotation, molecular function: muscle alpha-actinin binding; actin binding. The record is from RefSeq and is a predicted model, not a curated record. The transcript has 8 exons. Gene Ontology annotation, biological process: muscle structure development; actin cytoskeleton organization. Bases 92 to 2290 code for a protein of 732 amino acids. Gene Ontology annotation, cellular component: filamentous actin; stress fiber; Z disc.
AAGCCGCAAGCAAACGUCAGACAACAAAUUUAACUUUAUACUAUUUAUAUAUAAACUGUAUAUUUAAAGUACUCGAACGAGUUGUGCUAAAAUGGUGAUUGAUAUUAAAAUGUGCCGCUUUGAUAAUGUGCCCUGGGGCUUUCGGCUGGUCGGUGGUGCGGACUAUGAAUAUCCCCUGACUGUGGUUAAGGUCGCCGAGGGCAGCAUUGCGGAGGAAGCUGGCCUGCGGGUUGAGGAUGUUAUUGUGCGUAUCAACGAUACGGCCGCCACGCCCCUGACGCAUGACGAAGCACAUCGCCUAAUCUUGAGCAGCGGCAGCGUUUUUUACUUUGGUGUCUAUCGCGAGAACGAGGAGGAUGCCUACGAGUGCCCCAAACGUUUCCCACUAAGUUCGAGUUCGUUGACCAAGUCACCAACGCCGCUGGCUUCGCCGGGUUACGACUCUCUAUCCCCAGUGCCGUCGUUAACGGAAGCCACAAAAGCGCACAUUCCGGAACAGGUCGUGGCUGCGUCGCAGGCGGCAGUCACAACGGCUGUGGCACAGGCAGAGUCAGAGGUGGCGGCACUGCAGGAUGCGCUGGAAUGUCGCAGUGCCAUGGCGGAAGUGCAUUCGGCUGACUACAACGACAACAACAACAACAAUAACAACAACGGCAAUAACUGUAACAACGCCAUGGACACAAUGGACAGCCUGUAUUUGCCCGAUUUGCCCGAUCGUCCGUGCUCGGCGCUUUCGGAGCAGACGGAAAUUAAGCUGGUGGAGGAGGAAAUUGCCGCCGUGCUGUCUGGCGAGUCCGAGGUGCUCAAGGAGCACCAAGUGCUUGGCGUUAAUUUCUAUAGAAUCUUUCCCAAGCCGGGCGUCUGCAUGACCAGCGAUGUGCUGCGCUCACUCAACGAGGAGGUGACCAAGACCAAGCUGGAGAAGGAGAAGGAGAAUCGCAAGUGGUCGACAUUCUUGCAGCGACCAGAUCGCCCCGUGCCCAAGAGCAAGCAGCAGCUGGAGGCAGAGCGACGUGCGGCCAAUGCCUACAAGGUGAAGAUUGUCAAGUCGCAGCCACGCGAAAAAUCGCCCAUGCCGGAACUGAAGCCAGCGGCAAAGGAAGCGACGCCCACGCCAGCCGAGGAAGAGUCCAAGCCACCCACUAACGAGCAGGAAAACAAGCAGGAAACAGAGGCACACGUGCAGACUGAGGAGGAGAAGGAGCAAGAGGAGCUGGAGCAAGAGCCGCUGCCCACGGAUAGCGAAGUGCCGAAUUUGGAACAAUUGCCAGACAAUGGAAGCAACAACAACAACAACGAUGAUUAUGACGACAAGCCUGAAUUGCCUGAGGACAAUGGCGAACAAGGCGAAUCAAGCGAUGCCGAGCAGUUGGAGAAGGCGGAUGCGUCAAAGGACGAACAAUCCGAUGGGCAGGAACAGCAGGAGGCUGAAUCAGAAGCCACAACGCCAGCCAAAACUGAUGAGGAAUUGGCGCUAGAGAAGCAGCUAGCCGAUGUGCAAAAGCAACUCGCCGCGCUCUCCUCGCUGCCAUCGACCAUACAGUCCACACUGGAUGCGGUGACCAAGCAGCUGGCCGAACUGUUGCCCACAUUUAAGUUGCAACAACAACAGGAGCAGCAGCAGGGGGAGGGGGAGGGGCAAAAACAGCUGCCAGAAAUCGAUGAGCAGCAGGCUGAGGAAGACAAACUGGCCGGAGGCGAACAUGAAGACAGUGGCGGCGUCUGCCCAGGCGUGUCUGCGGAUGACAUGCCGCAGUCAGCAUGUGAAAAUAAUGAGGAUAAAUGCGACGACGCCAAUGACCUGGAAGUGUCGAAAAUUUCGCUCAGCAAUGGCGGCGACAAUUGCGCGCUCGAGGAGCAGCAGCAGCAGGAGCUUAACGAGCAACAAAGUUUCAAGAAGCAAAAGAAACACAAUGUCAUUGAGGAGCUGGAGGAGCAUUUGGUGCGCAAAAACAAUCCGAAGCGUUCGAAGCGCGCCUUUGGUCCCCUAACUCCAUCCUCGGAGCGGCCUUUGGUGCUGCCCGGCGGCAGGCGCUGGUACCGACCCAAAGAUGCCUACAAUGAUGAAUUCAUAGCCGAAACACUCAGCGCCCAGGCGGAGCUCAUAACUGGCAGCACUCUGGGGGUCAAUUUCAUGAAGUACCAAAAGCCCGAACGCAAAAUCGACCUCAAUCGCAGCGAAGUAUACAAAGUCAUACAUCAUCUGGACCGUGCCCCUGUGCGUGGCAUUGAGGUGCGUGCACCGCUUGUGGCAGCCGAGUCCGAUAUACGCCAAGCAGUGCAGUCAUAAAAUUGCAAUUUGUGUGUGGCAACAUCAUUGGCUUGCCUUCAACGUUUUUAUAUGACAAUAAGCAGCUCAGCAAAUAAAUAUAAAUACAUAUUAAA